GUCUUCUCCAUCACCGCCCGUACUAUUCCCAGUUUCUUCAUUCACACAGACACAAUUUACCUUCGUAUAAAUUUCGGCAGUGUUGACGGCCAUGGCUUCAAACCUGAACCCCGCCUACGCUUACACAGUUGUGUACGUCAAAGACGUCGCCGAAUCCGUGGCCUUCUACGCCAAAGCCUUCGGUUACCAUGUUCGCCGCCUGGACAAAUCUCACAGAUGGGGAGAGUUGGAUAGCGGGAAUACGACUAUAGCUUUCACGCCUGAGCACCAGAGGGAGACUGACGAAAAGUCUGGUUCAGUUCAAAAACCGGUUGGUUUGGAUGCGAGGCAGCCGGUCGAGAUCUGUUUCGCCUUCGCCGACGUGGACGCUGCCUACAAGACGGCGGUGGAGAGCGGAGCAGCUCCGGUGAGCCCGCCGGAGGACAAGGAGUGGGGCCAGAGGGUCGGCUACGUUCGAGAUAUUGAUGGCAUUGUGGUGCGCCUCGGCAGCCACGUUAAAGAGCCCGGCUCUUCUCAUUAAUUUAACUCGGAGCAAGCUUAUGUUUAUGGAAUAAGAGGUUUUGAUUAUACAAAGUUUUUGGUCGGAUCUUAAUCUUAUUACGUUUAAUCAAUUAAAUAAAGCUCUUGUUUUUCCUUCA
This is a messenger RNA of Phalaenopsis equestris, 638 nucleotides long. RefSeq lists its product as uncharacterized. The record is from RefSeq and is a predicted model, not a curated record. The transcript is spliced from 2 exons. NCBI's taxonomy places the organism in Eukaryota, Viridiplantae, Streptophyta, Magnoliopsida, Asparagales, Orchidaceae. Bases 92 to 520 code for a protein of 142 amino acids.